Lingula anatina is the source of this 2210-nucleotide messenger RNA. RefSeq names its product U3 small nucleolar RNA-associated protein 6 homolog. Lineage: Eukaryota; Metazoa; Brachiopoda; Lingulata; Lingulida; Lingulidae. Gene Ontology annotation, molecular function: snoRNA binding; protein binding. The record is from RefSeq and is a predicted model, not a curated record. Gene Ontology annotation, biological process: maturation of SSU-rRNA from tricistronic rRNA transcript (SSU-rRNA, 5.8S rRNA, LSU-rRNA). Gene Ontology annotation, cellular component: small-subunit processome; Pwp2p-containing subcomplex of 90S preribosome.
ACAACGUGCUAGGUGUUCUAAACAGACCAAGGUUGUGGUACAAUAAUUUCUUUUAUCUGUCAUCUUGGGCGUUCAGAAUUUAAAAAAAAACAUGGCAGAAUUCGUUCAGCAAAGUAUAGAAGAGAUGCUCCCGGAGUUAGAGCAAAUGGAAAGGGUUAAGUUAUUCUCUAAAGCCGAAGCGAAAUUAAUUUUAAAGAAAAGAACUGCAUAUGAAUACAAACUCAGAAGAAGAACUAAAAGAAAGGAAGAUUAUUUGCAAUAUAUUCAGUAUGAGAUCCAUCUGCUGUCACUUGUUAGGAAGAGAAGAGAAAGAACUGGUUACAUGUUUAAAAGAGAAGAGAUUGAUGUGUCCAUAAUACAAAGAAUACAUCGAUUAUUUAGGUUGGCUAUUUAUAGGUUUCAGGAUGAUUUAAAGUUAUGGUUAUCGCACAUUGCCUUUAGCAAGAAAAGGCAUGAGAAGUCUUCUGUUAGCAAGAUUUUCACCAGAAUGCUCCAAGUCCAUAACAAGAACCCAGAGCUUUGGGUUAUGGCAGCCAAGUGGGAGUUUGAAGACAAUAAAUCAACAGAUAAUGCCAGGAAUCUACUCCAGAGAGGACUGAGAUUUAACCCAACUUCACAAGUAUUGUGGCUAGAGUACUAUAGGAUGGAGCUGCUGUACGCUGAUAAAGUUAAGAAAAGGUUAAAGAUUCUUGGAACCAGUCUUGAUGAGGGAAAUGAGACAUCAGAUGCAGUAUUGCAAAACAAAAUAUCUCCUGUGGUAUACAAGAAUGCUUUGGAAAUAUGUUCAGAUGUGAAGUUCCAUUUGUCAUUCCUAGAAAUAAGCAAGUUGUUCAGUUUCACAGAGGACCAUCAAAAGGAAAUACUGCAUGAUUUAAUUGAGCUUCAUGGAGACAAAGAGCUGACAUGGGAUGCAUUGGCAAGACAGAAUAUCAAGCCAUUAGUUGACGGCAGCUCAAAAAAGGAACAAACAGCUGCAAUGGAAAGGAUGGAAGCAGAUUGUUUUGCAGUUUAUGAAGAAGCAACACAGAGGCUAACCACAAAAACAAUGUGGAACCUAUAUAUUACAGCAUGUUUAGAAAGAUUGAGGAUGAAGGGAUCUGAAAAAUUAACCCAGAUGCGGCUGGCCAGGUGUUGUGGUGCAUUUCAAUGUGCACAGAAGGUGGGCCUACUGUCAGAGAACAUGUUUGAAGAAUGGGUUGAGUUAUUAACCAGUACUGCCCAGAUCAGCCAGGCUUUGGAGGUGAUUUCUCAGGCCACCAGCUUGUAUCCCAGGUGUGUCAAACUGUGGAUGUGCCACCUAAACCUUGCCAUCACUACAACUGAGGACAAUCAUCAACUCCAUAACUUAUUUCAGAAGGCACUUAGUUCUGUUGAUGAUCAGGAUGCCUUACCAAUUUGGAAUAUGUUCUUCCAGUGGGGAGUUGCAGUGAAAAUGGACAAAAUGGAUGAUGUUUUGCAGAAUGGUAUAAAUAUGUGCAAGUCCAGAGAUGUAGUGGUAUCACUAAAGGUGCUGUACUUAGAGUGGGCAGCACUUCAUGACGGCGUACACAAGGCAAAAGCAGUGUAUAAGAGUUUAUCCAAAGCUCAACCAGUUUCAUUAAGCUUCUACAGAAAGUAUAUAGAAGUAAUUAGCUCUCAGUCAGCCUUCAAGAUGAAAACUCUACGCAGUGUUUAUGAAGAUGCACUACGAGAAUAUGGCACACAUGACACAGAUCUGUGGUUAGAUUACAUAAGUCUAGAACUGAACCACUGCAAGGGAGAGCCUGAGAAUGCUAGCAAGUUGCACUGGAGAGCUAUGAAGACACUUGAUGGGCAGUUGACAGAAAAAUUCAUUGCUCAAUACACGUUACUGCAGACUGGACAUGCAUAAGGAAUUUUAUAUUGGAUAUCACUGAAAACUAUCAGAUUUAUACUACAGAUAAAAUCAAUACACAAAUGAAAGAUUUAGUAUUUAUACAGCAGCUAACAAAACGUUAUGAAUAAUAUAACUGAACUACUACGUAGUGCAUGAGAGUAUUUUUAGGUCCAUAUACAAGUUGCAGUGGUAAGACUAGUAUGAAGGUGUUGUUGCCAGUAUGAGGUUUUUAGAAAACUGUGUUUUGAAAUUGGUGAAAAUAAUUGCAAAAUUUGAAUUCACUUUGAAAAAUUAAUAGUCAGAGAAGGAAGGAGACGCAAAUCAGAUAAGAAUAAAGAGUGAGAAGCUAUAGGAA